Messenger RNA from Entamoeba dispar SAW760, 853 nucleotides. Its product is annotated as protein transport protein Sec61 subunit alpha isoform A, putative. Gene Ontology annotation, biological process: post-translational protein targeting to membrane, translocation; SRP-dependent cotranslational protein targeting to membrane, translocation. The transcript has a single exon. Gene Ontology annotation, molecular function: ribosome binding; signal sequence receptor activity; transmembrane protein transporter activity. Gene Ontology annotation, cellular component: membrane; Sec61 translocon complex. The annotation marks the transcript as partial. The record is from RefSeq and is a predicted model, not a curated record. Lineage: Eukaryota; Evosea; Mastigamoebida; Endamoebidae.
AUGGGAGUGUUCUUCAAUGUCAUUAGACCAAUUGUUAGUCUUAUUCCAACAAUUAAUGAACCAACUAAAAAGAUUGGAUUUAAAGAAAAAAUGAUGUGGACAGGAAUUACAUUAUUGGUAUUCCUUGUUUGCAGUCAAAUUCCAUUAAUUGGAACAGAUAUUGUUGGUAAUGAUCCAUUUUAUUGGAUGCGUUUAGUUAUGGCAUCAAAUAGAGGAACACUAAUGGAGCUUGGAAUUUCACCAAUUGUUACAGCAUCAAUGGUAAUGCAACUUCUUCAAGGAGCUAAAAUUAUUUCAGUUGAUAUGGAUAAUCAAGAAGAAAGUGAAUUGUUUGAAGCAUCACAAAAAUUAUUUGGACUUCUUAUGACUCUUGGACAAGGAAUUGCUUAUAUUAUGUCAGGAAUGUAUGGAGAUCCAUCAGAACUUGGAUUUUUCAAUUGUUGUUUAAUUCUUCUUCAAUUAUUUGUUGCAGGAUUAAUAGUUCUUCUUCUUGAUGAAUUACUUUCAAACGGAUAUGGAUUUGGAUCAGCUAUUUCAUUAUUCAUUGCUACUAAUAUUUGUGAAUCAAUUGUAUGGUCUGCAUUCUCACCACUUACUACUAAUGCAGGAACAGGAUCACAAUUUGAAGGAUCAAUUAUUAAUUUCUUCCAUUUAUUAAUCACUAGACCAGAUAAAUUAGGAGCACUUUAUGACGCAUUCUUUAGAACUGAAGCAGGAAAUUUAAGCAAUUUAAUUGCUACAAUAGUAGUUUUCUUAACUGUUAUGUAUUUCCAAGGAUUUAAAGUAGAUAUUCCAUUAUCAAGCAAACAAGGACGUGUUGAGUCUCAAAAUUAUUCAAUUAGAUUAUUCUAUA